Tarenaya hassleriana is the source of this 1004-nucleotide messenger RNA. Its product is annotated as transcription factor bHLH125. Gene Ontology annotation, molecular function: DNA-binding transcription factor activity, RNA polymerase II-specific; protein dimerization activity; RNA polymerase II transcription regulatory region sequence-specific DNA binding. Lineage: Eukaryota; Viridiplantae; Streptophyta; Magnoliopsida; Brassicales; Cleomaceae. Gene Ontology annotation, biological process: regulation of transcription by RNA polymerase II. The coding region runs from base 50 to 862 and encodes 270 amino acids. Gene Ontology annotation, cellular component: RNA polymerase II transcription regulator complex. The record is from RefSeq and is a predicted model, not a curated record. The transcript is spliced from 3 exons.
CCUCAUAGAAACCCUAGAUUCUAUCCUGUUGUUAGAAAAACAGAACCCAAUGGAUUACAUUCCUUCACCAGAUUUCGUUUCUUCCAUGUUCAUAUCGGAUUUGGCCGAUCAAGAUGGAUUCGGUUUCGAAUUUCCGGAUCCUACCGCGUUCAUAUCGUUUCAGAAUUCCGAAACUCGUAAUCCCACGGUCGAUAACGGAGCCGAAGAUGAUCGGAAACGAAAUGGUUGUGAAGUGUUCGAAACUCGGGAAACGGAAAAGAGCAAGAGGAUGAGGCAUAGAGACGUCGAGAGGCAGAGGAGACAAGAGGUUUCAUCCCUUUUCAAGAACUUGAGAUCUCUCUUGCCAUUUCAAUAUAUUAAGGGUAAGCGUUCGUCAUCAGAUCACGUCCUAGAAGCCGUGAAUUACAUCAGAGACUUACAAAAGAAGAUCAAAGAACUCGACGAGAAGAAAGAUCAGAUCAAGAAAUUAUCAGAUCGAGAAAACAUAGCUUCAGGGUCUCCACCAUCUUCGACAGAGGAAUGCAGUUCAUCAUCAUCAUUAUCAUUAUCACCAUCAUCAUCAUCAUCAUCAUCAUCAUCAUCAUCAUCAAGCUGUUCUUGUGCUGAAGACAAACACGUUAGUGUAGUGGUAAUGCCUUGUUUGGGAGGAUUUGAGAUUGUGUUAAGCUGUUGUUUCAGAUACAAGCUAUGUCUCUCGAGUGUCCUUCAAGUUCUUGCCCGAGAGAAAGGGUUUAAUGUUGUCAGAUGCACCUCCACUGCACUGCAAUCGAGGCUCAUCCACAGUAUUUUUGGUCAGGCCGACCAGGGAAGAAACAUCAAUCUCGUGGAGCUGCAAGACAAAAUAAUGAAAAUGAGAAGAUGAUUUCAUAAAGGCUUAUAUAUAUAUAUAUAUAUAUAUAUAUAUGCCUUUUUUGUGAGAUUUGAGGUUGACAACGUUAAGACAUCUGUAAUUCUUGUAAAAAGGUUCAAUUGAUGACAAGAUUCAAUAAAGGAACAGAAAAGAG